GGUAGUGGGUUACACUCUGCAUGCUGAUGUGGUAUUGAAAUGCCCUUAAAUUAUCACGACUUUCUCAUGUUUACACCGUCCAUAAAGAUGUGAUGUGGUCUAAGAACGUGAAAUUUGCUCAAUGACCUGAUUUUAGAGAAAAUGACCACUAAAGUGGUUUAUUUCACUGUGGGAGGAAAGCCCGAACAGGCGGAAUUCGCGACCGAUUUCCCCGUGGAUGAAAUCAAAGACUUGUUUCGUUGUGCAGCGGAAGCUGGCCCGUAUGAUAUUCUGAAACUCUACAACACGAAAGGAAAUAUAGUAAAUAUCUCGCCUUCCCUUCAAGAAAACACACCAGAUUCGCGCUAUCGCCUGGAAGUUGUCGCAGCGAAUUGUGCAAGCUGCGGGUUUUGCGAUUCAGAGUCAGGAUGUUCACUAGAAGCUGUAGAAGCAAGGCUUCAAGCAUUGGAAAAGAGUUUCAUCUUAGAGAAUGGAGAAGCAUCUUCAGUUGUUAAAGAUAUAAAACUGAAAGUUGAUUCCUUCAAAGAAAAGCUUGAGAGUGUUGAACACCUUAGCUGGUUAGGCCUGUUUAAGGAAAUGUCAAGUGGUACUUCCAAGAGACCAUCAUCUGAGAAACACAGUUUACGAAGAAGAACUUCCACUGAACUGAAUUCUGUGCUUGAGAAAUUUAAAAAAAUGUCGAAUGCAGAACUUACUGAUGAAACAAGAAACCUUUUAAGGAAGCCUUCUUUUGACAAUUGGCAAUGGGAGGAUGCAGAGAUGUUAUAUCUGCUUCAACAGAUGUACAAAGACUUAAACUUGACAGAAAUAUUUAACAUUGAGAUUCCCCUCCUUCAAAACUUCUUGUUUGAAGUUUUCAGGAAUUACAAUGCUACACCUUUUCAUAACUUCCGCCAUGCUUUCUGUGUGACACAGAUGAUGUAUGGCUUAAUAUGGUUGACGCAAAUCCCAGGCAAGGUUCAAAAUGUUGAUGUUCUUGUGAUGCUGACAUCAGCUUUGUGUCACGACCUGGACCACCCAGGCUAUAACAAUGCAUAUCAGGUCAAUGCCAGAACAGAGCUGGCCAUACGAUACAACGAUAUCUCGCCACUGGAAAACCAUCACUGCGCUGUGGCAUUUGACAUCAUAUCUCAGCCUCAUUGUGAUAUCUUCAAGAAUAUCGGCCAAGAUGUUUUCAAGAAAUUCCGGGAAGGAGUGAUCAAAUGUAUUUUGUCAACGGAUAUGGCAAGACAUAACGAAAUCUUGAAUAAAUUCAAAGAUAUGCUGGCUGAUGGUUUUAACUUUGAAAACGAAGCUCACAAGUCCAUGUUAAUGCAGAUUAUGAUCAAGGUAUCAGACGUCUCUAAUGAGGCUCGACCAAUGGAGGUUGCUGAGCCGUGGCUGGAUUGCCUCUUACAAGAGUUUUUUAUUCAGAGUGAUGUUGAAAAGCUUGAGGGAUUGCCAGUGGCACCAUUCAUGGACAGAGACAAGGUCACUAAACCGUCCGCUCAGAUAGGCUUUAUCCGAUUUGUUCUGAUACCAUUGUUUGAGGCUCUUGGACAACUCUUUCCUGUUUUAGAGGAGCCGCUAAUCGCGCCGGUUCGCAAGGCUCUUAAUUACUACACCCACAUGGGCAAGACAAUGGAGGAGGAACUCAAGAAACAGGAGAAGAAACACUCCAGGGAAGAAAAUCAGGAAAAAAUAGAAACGAUACCGCAAAAAGUUGACAAAGAGACGGCUGAGGAUAAACAGGAGUCUAUGGAAACAAAGGAAGAAAAACUCUUGCUUAAAGAACAACAAAAAGACAAUAAUGUAGAAUCCCAAGAAAACCUCAAGCAACAAUAGGUACCAUAAAGUAUCUUGGGUAAAGGAGCCUGCGUCCGUUGUUAUCAGCGUCGUAGCUUAGCAACGAGUCAAGGGCGGGUUUCGUAAAAGCUUUAUUUGGAUGGAAAUAUUGGCGGGGCUGAAGACUGUCGAAUGGUAUAUGUGCAAAUAUUAGUUCAAACUUUUAUGUAGGUUAUAAAGUUUGAGCACUUUUUAUUGCUCGACGAAAGAGUUAAUAUAGUAGAACUUUAUUUUGGAGGUAGGAUUUUACACCUAAAAGAAUUUCUUCGCUUACGAUAGUCGGCCGCAUAUGAGAAACCAUCCAAUGUCACUUUCAAAUUCUCUUUUCUGAUUGAUCGAUUAUGCGCGGAAUACACUUCGUUGUUAUUCUUAGUGGUUAGGCUUGUCCCGAUUGUGCUUGUAAAAUGCUGGAAAGUUGGUCGCUGGAAUGCCUUAAAGUUGCUUUAAAAUUGUCAAAAAUCCAAAAGUUGCUGCCCAAAUUUCAAAGUUGCUGCGUGAAUUUGUUGAUAUUUUUAUGUAAACAUUAAUUAAUGGUUUUCUUUUUUUUUUCUCGCAAUAAUUGCCAACAUCAGUCAAGCAAAAUAGUAUGAAACUUAGGUCGUAAAUAUGGGCGAAAUUUCAGGAUAUUCAUCAGGCUAACGGAACAAACACGUGAUUCAUAUGGCGUCUUACCAAACGAAACGUUCUCAAGUGACAGGUUAUUUGUUCCAAAGAUUAAUAAAAGUUCAAAAAAAUUUGCAGAAAUUGAAAUUUCUAUGAAGUCGUCGACGUUUUUCGUGCUUGAUAUGUUAUUCUAAACCUACAUUCCGCCUAAAAAUUGGUCAGAAAUACAAGAAUUUCUCAGAGUUGCUAGAAUCGCAAAGAGUGGUUCCAAACGCUAAGAGUUGCUCAUAAUUUACCGAGCACAAUCGGGACUGGCCAUUAGAUGGUCAUCACGUGACUUGCAUUUACCGCUGAGCCGGCGUCUUUUUUUGAGGUAUUCAUACAGUGUAUAUUUACCACAUAUUUAUUAAGGAACCAAUUUCGAUGGUAUUUUCAUACCCAAGCGUUCGUUACAACAUCGAAAGCAGCAAAUUCGUACAGAAUCAUUUACGAAUUCUUAGUUCUAUACAUGUAUGCGUAGCAGUCUACAUCUUAAAAUUUACUUGUCUAAGUUGUUCUCAGAAAGAAAAUUUUGCAGUUGAUAAGUGGCUGAAUUAGGAGCACAAAAACACUACUGAAUAUCAGGAGAAAAGCACGUCUAACUUACGGACAAGUGCUUUUAGCGUUAGAGAAGAUUAAAAUGCUCUCUAACGCGAAGAAACCAUUAGUAUUAACGAGUAUGACUUUAGUUCGUUGGAAAAGUCUAGAUAAUUAUUUGGCUUUGCGUUUUGUUGCUAAUAAUUUUUCUUUCCGCGUCCAUUGAUAUCAAGGCAGUCUAAGGUUUUCUAUUUUCGCUAACUUCAUGGAGGGAAGGAAGGAGGGGUGCUGGGAAGGAAGGAGGGGUGCUGCGGGUGGAGGGCACUUUCAUGCCCGUGCGCAAUCCUCUUACAUGAGAAAUUACUUAGAAAAUAACCUCUGUCUUACGACUUUGCCUAUUAUGUAAGGGGUUUAUUUUUGGUGCUAUUAAACUCAAGACACAAGUGUG
This is a messenger RNA of Pocillopora damicornis (cauliflower coral), 3451 nucleotides long. Its product is annotated as high affinity cGMP-specific 3',5'-cyclic phosphodiesterase 9A. The record is from RefSeq and is a predicted model, not a curated record. Gene Ontology annotation, molecular function: 3',5'-cyclic-nucleotide phosphodiesterase activity. Lineage: Eukaryota; Metazoa; Cnidaria; Anthozoa; Scleractinia; Pocilloporidae. Gene Ontology annotation, biological process: signal transduction.